Messenger RNA from Monascus purpureus, 1626 nucleotides. The record is from the annotation of a GenBank genome assembly. Lineage: Eukaryota; Fungi; Ascomycota; Eurotiomycetes; Eurotiales; Aspergillaceae.
AUCUUCGUUCCAUUAUCAUUACCCCUAAGAUUCCAUUUGGUGUUGGUCGGCAGAGCUGCGAGUCUCGGACAUUCCCCGUCCCCCUCGAGAACACUACGUUCGGAAUAACAAUCUCUUGCAACAAAAGCGAAAGACCUCGGUCGGACUUUCACCGAGAAAUGGGAGUGGAUAUGGCAUGGUUGUGCAGUUACAAGGUAUUAUUGUCCAUGGUUUGCAGGUAUUGACUGCGCUGCAUGUGGUGGUUCACUUUCGAUAUUUGCUCGACCCCGCAGUUGGACAAGGAAUGACUGCAUAUGAUGGGUGCAAAGGGAUGGAGGCACUCCGUGGGUGAGAAGUAUAUAUAUGAGAUGCUUCUCCCAUCUCCAAAUCGUGAUACUCUUUCUUCCCACGUUUCAUCUCUCUGAUUCCUCUUUUACUCUCUCUGUUCUUCAAAGGAAGGCUGCCUGCAACAACAUCACCUUGAAUAUGCCCUCCAUACUCAUCACCGGUGCCGGUGGCUACGUCGGACAGGAAUUGGCCGCUGGUCUUCUUGCGAGUUCACCAGACAUUACAGUUACCCUUACGGAUAUCGUUAAGCCUGCCAUCACUGAAUCUGCUGCUCAGCAUGCAUCUCGAGUGAAGAGCGUCCAAGCCGAUCUUACAUCGCCACAGGGACUGGACGAGCUGAUCAGCUCGUCCAGUCCCUACGAUGUUGUCUACUUGCUCCACGGUAUCAUGUCCAGUGGCGCAGAAGCCAAUUUCGAGCUCGGACUUCGUGUCAACCUUGACGCAACCCGGAGCAUACUGGAUAAACUACGCACCACGAUGCCGGGGGUGAAGGUCAUCUUCACUUCGUCCCUGGCGGUCUACGGACCUGCGCCCAAGGGCUUCGUGAUCACAGAAACCAACUUCCCCCCUGUGCCUUCAUCGUCAUACGGCUCGGAGAAGCUCAUGUCGGAAAUACUGUUGAAUGAUUAUUCGAGACGAGGAUUUUUGGACGGCCGGGCUGUCCGCUUGCCAACUGUGACUGUCAGAGCUGGCAAGCCAACGCAGGCAGCGAGCAGCUUCGCGAGUGGCAUUAUCCGAGAGCCAUUUAAUGGGGAAAAAGCUAUGCUUCCCGUGGGCAAGGAAACUGAGAUGUGGAUCUGCUCGCCAUACACGGUCAUCAAGAAUCUUAUCCACGCCAAGGACAUUCCUAAGGAAGCGUUCGGAGAAUCCAGGACCGUCAACCUCCCUGGGUUGAAGGUUAGCGUCCAGGAAAUGCUGGAUGCUCUAGAGUCGGUCGGUGGCAAGGAAAGACGCGUACUGGUCGAGGAAAAAUACGACGUGGCUAUUGACAAGAUCGUGCAGUCGUGGGCUCCGAAUUUCGACACGGCUCGCGCGUUCGCAUUGGGAUUCUCGGGGGAUAUUCCCAUGGUAGAGAACAUCAAGCAAUACGCCAGCCGCUUCGCAUGAUGCACCUUCAUGGACCGCUUUUGUUAUUUUCAUGUAAAUACAUCUUCUCAGUAAAGAUAUAGCCAAUAGAACAGAAGACUUCGCGCUGUACAUAUUUCGCAACACGUAGACCAAGAUCUAUUUUGCUACACAGACAACAAACAGACGUCAGCAAUUGCACAGUGAGGCACUAUACACACUCACAACUCGCUA